GUGGUUUCAGCAAGUUCCAGGCCGAGUUCGCCCUGCACUGCGAAACUAACCUAGACAGUUCGUGUAGCAGCAGCUCUCCUCCUUUGCCGGUCCUGGGUUUGGGAGGCCUCCGAAUCAGCUCCGAUUCCUCAUCAGACAUUGAAUCUGACAUUGACAGAGACCCCAACAGUGCCACCGACUCCGAUGGCAGCCCUCUCUCCAACAACCAGCCUUCUUUUCCGGUGGAGAUUUUACCCUACCUCUAUUUAGGCUGUGCCAAGGACUCCACUAAUCUGGACGUUUUAGAAGAGUUUGGCAUUAAAUACAUCUUGAAUGUUACUCCCAACUUGCCUAAUCUCUUUGAAAACGCUGGCGAAUUCAAGUACAAACAGAUCCCGAUCUCUGACCACUGGAGCCAAAAUCUGUCUCAGUUCUUUCCUGAGGCCAUCUCUUUUAUAGAUGAAGCACGGGGGAAGAACUGCGGCGUCUUGGUGCAUUGCUUAGCAGGGAUCAGCCGCUCGGUAACGGUGACGGUGGCCUACCUCAUGCAGAAGCUCAACUUGUCUAUGAAUGAUGCCUACGAUAUCGUCAAGAUGAAGAAGUCCAACAUUUCGCCCAACUUCAACUUCAUGGGUCAGCUGCUGGACUUUGAGCGGACUCUGGGGCUGAGCAGCCCCUGUGACAAUCGAGUGCCGAACCAGCAGCUGUAUUUCACCACCCCUUCCAACCAGAACGUCUUCCAGGUGGAUUCCCUGCAGUCCACGUGAGCUCCUGCUGCCUCCCUUCUCCUGUCCGUUUUCACGGGAUCACUCCUCAAUGGUUUCUCUUUGCCAGUGAUAAAAGAAAACGCAGCUUUCUCUUUUUUCUGGCUUCUGCUAUCACAAAGCAGCUGUGCCAGUGCAGGCUAGGAAAGGUUACACAGUUUGGAAUCGGCUAUCGCGAAGGGAGGGAACGUGGUGACCAGGCAGCAGGUGGGCAGAGACCGCUCAUCCCUGCCUGCGCGGCGGCUUGAGUCUGAGGACUUCCAGGGGAGUAGGGUCGGGCUGGACAGGCAGAACACGUGUGCUCCCUAGAGACUUGAACUGUCCUGCUUCCCCCCUCUGCUUUCGGAUCUGUGACACACAUCUUUGUCUUCAGUGAAGACUGGUUAUUUUUGUUUGUUUGUUUUGAUUUAGAGGAGCCAAAGAAAGAAAUUUCAGCUUAGUGUAUUUGGAGUACUUGUUUGCCGGGAGGUCGGUAGUAUUCUACUUGAUCAAUGUAAAUAUUUAAUCUUAAAUCGAUUUGCAAUUUUUUUUGAAUUCACAUGUAUUCAAGAAAUCAAUCCAAGGGACAUCUGUGUUUUUGUUCUCUUCAUAAAUUCUGCUUUAUUUACUUGUUUUGUUGGGUUUUUUUUAAUUGCAAAGAAUAUAUUUGCAGCAUGCUUAAUUUUAUUGUUCAACUGAAGCAAGCUUUCCAUGAGGGAGAAAUGGCAAUGGUGAGGAGUUUGCAAAUCAUGUGUUGUGAGCAAGUACAGUCUCUUUUUUCAUAUAUCUUUUACUUGUGGUGACUUUUUUCUUUUUUCUCUCACGCUUUUGAUGUAGUUUCCACACAAUAUAUAUAUUUUUUAAAUUAAAUUAAUUUUUUGCCUUAUCUUUUGUAAAUAGGUCAUCUGGGAGGAGGUUUGUCUUUGAAUGCGAAAGAUUUUUGAUCACUUUUUAAAACUUUCAGAUGUGCUAAACAGUGCAUUACCUCUGUACAAAUUCUUCAGGGAGCUUCACCUCAAAUGCAAUAUUUUAUGUCUUUUUUUUUUCCUUUUUUUUUUCUUUUUUGUAUAAAACUGGAAGUAUGUGCGAGCAUUUGUACCUGUGUGUACGCACAGUGAACCUGCACAUGGUUGCCAAUAAGGGAGAGUCUAAUUCAUGGUGUAAAAGUUUUAAGAUGGAAUUUAUUAUAAGAAUGUAAAACCUUAAAUUAUUAAUAAAUAAAUAACUAUUUUUGGCUAUUGA
Messenger RNA from Apaloderma vittatum (bar-tailed trogon), 1964 nucleotides. It is a transcript of the gene DUSP6, whose product is annotated as dual specificity phosphatase 6. The annotation marks the transcript as partial. Gene Ontology annotation, molecular function: protein tyrosine/threonine phosphatase activity; MAP kinase tyrosine/serine/threonine phosphatase activity. Gene Ontology annotation, cellular component: cytoplasm; cytosol. Gene Ontology annotation, biological process: regulation of heart growth; positive regulation of apoptotic process; negative regulation of ERK1 and ERK2 cascade. The record is from RefSeq and is a predicted model, not a curated record. The transcript has 2 exons. Lineage: Eukaryota; Metazoa; Chordata; Aves; Trogoniformes; Trogonidae.